ACUCUGACAUUGUUAGACGCAACACAGUUCUACAGUUUAAUAGAAAACUGAAUCUGCAACGACCCACAAAAGGAAAAACUUCAAAACUUGACCAAUUGUUCAAUCUUAAAAAAAAGCUCCUCCUCCGCUAAAAUGGGAUCUUCUGCCGUCCAGAUGGCGUGCGUGGUCCUCGGGGUCAUGGGACUGAUCGGCAUUGUGGUGGCCUGCAUUCUUCCUCGCUGGAGAGUGUCGUCCUUCAUCGGCUCCAACAUCGUCACGGCACAGAACUCCGAGGAGGGCCUGUGGAUGGAGUGUGUGGUGCAGAGCACCGGCCAACAACAGUGCAAGAACUACGACUCCAUUCUGGUGUUGCCCUCCGACCUGCAGGCCGCCCGGGCCAUGACCAUCAUCAGCUGCAUGCUGGCGGUCCUCAGCCUCCUCAUCAUGUUCUGCGGCGCCGACUUCACCACCUGCAUUCAGAACGAAGACGCCAAACCCAAGAUCAACCUGGUGGGCGGGGUGGGUCUGCUGCUGGCCGGACUGCUGGUCAUCAUCCCCGUCAGCUGGUCCGCCCACAUCACCGUGAGGGACUUCAACAACCCGCUGGUCCCUGCCAGCAUGAAGAGGGAGAUGGGGGCCUGCAUCUAUUUGGGCUGGGGCGCCGGCGUGCUGCUGCUUCUGGCCGGAGGUCUGCUGUGCUGCUUCAGCCGGCCCAAAUCCAGCAGCCCCGGGCCAACCGCCAAGUACUACAGCAACAGCGCUCCCCCCUCCAACAAAAACUACGUGUAGAGUCCUUCAGAGAGGGGACGAGUGUUGAGAGAAUGGAGGAAAAACUGGGACGCAGAGAUGAACCCAGUUGUUGAUUUCAGGAAAAAUAAGUGUUUGUUCAAAUGUUGACUCCAAAAAUAGAUUUGUGAUAAUAUCUACACUGUUUUCCUUUUUGGUUUUGACAUGCCUCAUAAAGGAGAGGCUACACAAAAACCCUCAUUGACUCCACAAACAUUUGAGUUUUCCUGAAAAUCAGAUCAAAAACCUGGAAAGCACAGAUCUGCCAGCAGAUACUAACCAUGAUUAUCUGUAAGCUAGGAAAUGCAAGGAUUUAAAGCGGCUUUACAGGCACAGAUUUAGAUGAUCUGCUGUUUUUCUCUUUGUUUGUAUUAUUUGUUGUCAGAAAAAUCAAUCACAAACAAAAAUCACCUCAGUAAGAAUAUCUGUGCAUCGUUUUCUGCAAUGAUUCCCUCACAUUUAUGCUCAUUUUCUAUGAUAAUUGACUGAAAUGAUGACAGUUUGGUCAACCUAAACGGAUGUUUGUGCGCAUUUUUAAGAUGAAAAAAAAGACAUUUUGAAAAUAUGGAAGACUUUAUUCCAAAUAAAAUCAUAUAU
Molecule: messenger RNA, 1362 nt
Organism: Oryzias latipes (Japanese medaka)
Lineage: Eukaryota; Metazoa; Chordata; Actinopteri; Beloniformes; Adrianichthyidae
Gene: cldni
Product: claudin i
Cellular component (GO): bicellular tight junction; membrane
Molecular function (GO): structural molecule activity
Source: RefSeq, a predicted model, not a curated record